AUGGGGGAGCAGGAGUACAAACAGUUCAAUCAGUACAUCAUCGUCAAGGACCUAGGCCGCGGUGUUCACGCGAAAGUCAUGCUCGGCCUGAAUGCCGCCGACAACCUCCUGUAUGCGAUCAAGGCCACGAGCAUCGCAGCUGUCGCCGAGACGGCGGUGAGGAAGGAGAUUGCCGUGCUGAAAAAGCUGAAGCAUCCAAACGUGCUGAAGCUCUUCGAGGUCAUCGAUGAUGCGAAGACCAACGAGCUUCUCUUGGUGCUGGAAUUUGCUAGUGCUGGUCCUAUCUUCACGAGGUACAACAUGGUCCCAGUGAAAGAAAAUAGAUUGCUGUCCUACACCCGAGACAUAAUUCAAGGUCUGGAUUACCUUCACCACGUGGCGGGAAUCGCACACAUGGAUUUGAAACCAGAAAACCUUUUGAAGUCUGGCGAUGGUACGGUGAAGAUCGCUGAUUUUGGGGUUUCUUUCAUCGGAAAGGCGAAUACAAAGAAUUCCAACAAACGGAUUGUCGGAACUCCAGCUUUCAUCGCCCCUGAAAUGCUGGGUGAAGAUGGCUAUGAUCCAUUUGCCGCGGAUAUUUGGUCUCUCGGAGUUUGCAUUUUUCAUAUGGCGACAGCGAGACUGCCCUUCACAGGACGAACAAUUUUCCAGAUCAUCGCCAUGGCAAAGCGGCAGGGCUUGCAAUUUCCUGAAAAGCCAGAUUUAUCAGCAGAGUUGAGAGACUUGCUGACGAUCGUCCUCAAAACGGAGCCUGAAGAACGUGCUUCAUUAGAGGACGUGAUGACUCAUGCUUGG
Micromonas commoda is the source of this 795-nucleotide messenger RNA. RefSeq lists its product with no specific name. The transcript has a single exon. The record is from RefSeq and is a predicted model, not a curated record. The annotation marks the transcript as partial. Gene Ontology annotation, cellular component: cytoplasm. Gene Ontology annotation, biological process: protein phosphorylation; intracellular signal transduction. Lineage: Eukaryota; Viridiplantae; Chlorophyta; Mamiellophyceae; Mamiellales; Mamiellaceae. Gene Ontology annotation, molecular function: protein serine/threonine kinase activity; ATP binding.